CCAUGUCCAUAAAAGGAUAAAAAAAAAUCAUGGUAGGAUGAAUUAAAGCAUGUGCCUACAUUAAAGAAUUUCAUCCAAACAUUUUUAAAUAUUGCAUUUGAUCUUUAAAGUGUACUUCUCCAAUGUAGAGGGCCUCCUAAACAAAGGCUUCUCAAUUAUAGGUCUGCUUUGUAUGAGUCUUGUAGUUGAUAAAAAUAAUUGAUCAUCUGUAGACCCUAAUGAUCCAACAAACAUUGUCAACCCAAUCUAAUACAAUAAAACUUGUAAUUUGAGACAAAGCCAAGAAUGAAUUGUUCCCCCACUACUCCCACUCCCCCACCCCCAUCUAACCCAACCUGCUAUAUAAAGUUUACAUAUAUAUGACACCGCCACCGCCAAUGCCAACUCAUGACCGCAUUGUCAAUGCAAACCACCGCAAUUUUCUGCCACCAAUUUGAAAGCCGCCAUGCCUGUACUCGUUAUAAUUGAUGAAGUGCCCUUGGGACUAGUAUAUGUAUGGUAUAAUUGCAGUGCUGGAUCCGCACCAACGUAUAUACGUGAACUAGAGCUGUGAAAACUCUCAAAAUUGUGGGUAGUGAAGAACACAGAGUAUAGAAUCCCCGUUACAGGUAGGAAAGUAGCGUAUAGAGGGAAAUAAGGAGUGGAGAGAAAAAGAAUAGAGAUAGAAAGACUGUGAGAGAGGAAGUAGUAAGAAGAAUAGUAGGCGCUACAACGUAAAUCUCUCUCCGCCAUCCUUUGAUAAUAUGUUGGGACCCGGGAAAGGGACGCGCAUCCCACCUGCCCACGCGCACGCUACCCCACGAAACCCUAAUUUCCAAGCCCCUCUCUAAAAAGGAGAGAGAAGAGACAUAAUCGAAAAAACAGAGGAAAGAGAAAAUCCUCAGCUCCCCAAACCACAGCACAAGCGUAUCACACCACAGCACACAAGAAAAGAAGGAAAGAAAGAAAUAAAGCAAGAAAGAAACAUGUUAUAUAUUCCAUUAAAUGUUGUUGUGACGACUGCGGACCUGAGAGUAAUGCUGUUGAUUUUAUUUGAGUCUCUCAGCUAGUGCUUUUGUGUCUAUUCUCUUCUCUCUUCUUGAUUCUGUCAGAGGGUUUUUGAGUUUUUCUUUUGCUUCUUUCCGGUGAGAUCAUUGAUGGAAGUCAAGGCUCUUCUCUUUCCUUCUCUCUCUUCUUCGUCACUUGAUUCCACCAGGAAUUGCAUCUAAUUCUCUCUUCUUAUACCACUUCUAUCUCAUCUCUCUCAUUUUCAUCUUUCAUCCGAAUCAAUAGAUGAAAGAGUGAGAACAACUGCUUAUACAAGGAGGAGCACUUGGUUUCUGGUUAAGCUGCUUUAAUUUCUGCUGUCAGCCUCAGGAAGAAGGAGACGAGAGAAGUCAUCUUCAACUGUUACAGGAAAAGCCGAUCAAGUGUUGGGUCCUCUUCUUUCCCAGCCGUGUUCACUGAAUUUGGAAGACUGGCUAAUCGGUGGUGGGCCGGCCAGGUAGGGCUGCCGGGAAUGGACCCGGCAGCUGUUUCACCGAUGCUAAAUAAACGCGAUCGCGAGAUAUCAAUCAACGAUAACCCCGGCACAGGAGACGAUGAAGAAGAGAAAGACAACGAAGGCGAGCCCACGGAGGGUGCAGUAGAAGUCGGCACUCGUAGACCAAGAGGUCGCCCGCCUGGAUCCAAAAACAAGCCCAAACCCCCUAUUUUCGUCACGCGCGACAGCCCGAACGCCCUUCGGAGCCACGUGAUGGAGGUGGCCGGCGGCCACGACGUUGCCGAAAGCGUCGCCCAGUUCGCCCGUAGACGUCAACGAGGGGUCUGCGUCCUCAGCGGCAGCGGCUCCGUAGCCAACGUGACUCUGAGACAGCCCGCCGCGCCUGGCGCCGUGGUGGCACUCCAUGGAAGAUUCGAGAUUCUGUCCCUAACAGGAGCAUUCCUCCCCGGACCUGCCCCUCCUGGCUCCACUGGACUCACCGUGUACCUCGCCGGAGGUCAGGGCCAGGUUGUGGGAGGAAGUGUGGUUGGAUCACUGGUAGCGGCAGGCCCGGUGAUAGUGAUAGCCGCCACUUUUGCGAACGCAACAUACGAGAGACUGCCUCUGGAAGAAGAAGAAGAAGGUGGGCAGGCGCCGCCGCCGAGUGGUUCGCCGCCUGCAAUUGGAAGCAGUGGUGGACAGCAUCACUCUGGCCUGCCGGAGCUGCCCAUAUACAAUCUGCCACCGAAUCUACUCCCUAACGGCGGCCAAUUGAGUCAUGACCCCUACUCAUGGGCUCAUGCUCGGCCCCCUUACUGAGCACAAGAGCGCUGAAAGGCCAUGAGAGGUUUUGCAAACCUUCCAUCGAUGGAAAUUGGAUGCGAACAAAAAAGAAACCGUGCUUCUCUAUGUAUAUUAAACCCCUUUGUUUUUGCUUCCUUUCUGUUUGUAAUAAAAAGAUGGUUAGCUGCUUUUCGCUUGUUUUCUAACCUCUACUUUAA
This is a messenger RNA of Vitis vinifera (wine grape), 2463 nucleotides long. Its product is annotated as AT-hook motif nuclear-localized protein 20. Bases 1499 to 2281 code for a protein of 260 amino acids. The transcript has a single exon. Gene Ontology annotation, cellular component: nucleus. NCBI's taxonomy places the organism in Eukaryota, Viridiplantae, Streptophyta, Magnoliopsida, Vitales, Vitaceae. The record is from RefSeq and is a predicted model, not a curated record. Gene Ontology annotation, molecular function: minor groove of adenine-thymine-rich DNA binding; DNA-binding transcription factor activity.